Messenger RNA from Dromaius novaehollandiae (emu), 9699 nucleotides. RefSeq names its product protein kinase C alpha (gene PRKCA). NCBI's taxonomy places the organism in Eukaryota, Metazoa, Chordata, Aves, Casuariiformes, Dromaiidae. The transcript is spliced from 17 exons. Gene Ontology annotation, biological process: peptidyl-serine phosphorylation; intracellular signal transduction. The record is from RefSeq and is a predicted model, not a curated record. Gene Ontology annotation, molecular function: ATP binding; zinc ion binding; diacylglycerol-dependent serine/threonine kinase activity. Bases 254 to 2278 code for a protein of 674 amino acids.
GCGGCCCCACCGGGCCGGCCCCGCCCGCGCCCGGGGGCUCGGCGGCCUGGCGGGCGGAGCGGCCGGCGCGGGCCCGGGGCCGGGAUCCUCCUCCCGCUCCCUACGCGCCGCUCCGACGUCAGGCGCGGGAGCGGGAGGCAGCGCCCAGCGCCGCCGUUGCCAGAGACUCGGCGGCUGCCGGACGGGGCGGACGUCGGGGCGGCGACUCCCGGCGCGGCCCGUCUGCCGGCAGGGGGGUGGAGAGGAGGGUGCUAUGGCCGACGUGUUCCCGGGCUCCGAGCCCGGCGCGGCCCCGGACGCGGCGCGGCGCUUCGCUCGCAAGGGGGCCCUGAGGCAGAAGAACGUGCACGAGGUGAAGGAGCACAAAUUCAUCGCGCGCUUCUUCAAGCAGCCCACCUUCUGCAGCCACUGCACCGACUUCAUCUGGGGAUUUGGGAAACAAGGAUUUCAGUGCCAAGUUUGCUGUUUUGUGGUUCAUAAGAGAUGCCAUGAAUUCGUUACCUUCUCAUGUCCUGGGGCUGACAAGGGACCUGACACUGAUGACCCCAGAAGCAAGCACAAGUUUAAGAUCCACACGUAUGGCAGCCCAACGUUUUGCGACCACUGCGGGUCUCUGCUGUACGGGCUCAUACACCAAGGGAUGAAAUGUGACACUUGUGAUAUGAAUGUUCAUAAGCAAUGCGUAAUAAAUGUCCCAAGCCUCUGUGGGAUGGAUCACACAGAGAAAAGAGGAAGGAUUUAUCUGAAAGCUGAAGUCACUGGGGACAAACUGGAAGUAACAGUGCGAGAAGCAAAAAACCUAAUUCCCAUGGAUCCAAAUGGACUUUCAGAUCCUUAUGUUAAACUGAAACUCAUCCCAGAUCCUAAGAAUGAAAGUAAACAAAAAACAAAAACCAUCCGUUCUACUCUGAAUCCACACUGGAAUGAGUCAUUUACAUUUAAAUUAAAACCUACAGACAAAGAUCGACGGUUAUCUGUAGAGGUCUGGGACUGGGACCGAACAACCAGAAAUGAUUUCAUGGGAUCUCUGUCAUUUGGGGUGUCAGAGCUUAUGAAAAUGCCAGCCAGUGGAUGGUAUAAACUGCUGAAUCAAGAGGAAGGCGAAUAUUACAACGUUCCGAUUCCAGACGCUGAUGAAGAUGGAAAUGCAGAGCUCAGACAGAAGUUUGAGAAAGCCAAACUGGGGCCGGCCGGUAACAAAGUCAUUACUCCAACAGAAGACAGGGUGUCAAGCGUGCCGUCCAACAACCUGGACAGGGUGAAGCUGACAGAUUUCAACUUCCUCAUGGUCCUCGGGAAGGGGAGCUUUGGAAAAGUGAUGCUGGCAGACAGGAAGGGGACGGAGGAGCUCUAUGCAGUCAAAAUACUGAAAAAAGACGUGGUGAUCCAGGAUGACGAUGUUGAAUGUACAAUGGUUGAAAAACGAGUCCUAGCGCUGCAGGAUAAGCCACCUUUUCUAACACAGCUUCACUCUUGUUUCCAAACAGUUGACCGCCUGUAUUUUGUUAUGGAGUAUGUGAAUGGUGGUGAUCUCAUGUAUCACAUUCAGCAAGUAGGAAAAUUUAAGGAGCCACAAGCAGUGUUCUAUGCAGCUGAGAUCUCCGUUGGGCUAUUCUUUCUCCAUAAUAGAGGGAUUAUUUAUAGAGAUCUGAAAUUAGACAAUGUGAUGUUGGAUUCAGAAGGACACAUUAAAAUUGCUGAUUUUGGAAUGUGCAAAGAACAUAUGUUGGAUGGAGUAACAACCAGGACCUUCUGCGGCACUCCAGACUACAUUGCGCCAGAGAUUAUUGCUUACCAGCCCUAUGGGAAGUCGGUGGAUUGGUGGGCGUACGGAGUGCUGCUCUAUGAGAUGUUAGCUGGUCAGCCUCCAUUUGAUGGAGAAGACGAAGAUGAACUUUUCCAGUCCAUAAUGGAGCAUAAUGUUUCCUAUCCAAAAUCGCUGUCCAAAGAAGCUGUCUCUAUCUGCAAGGGGCUAAUGACUAAACAUCCUGCAAAACGCCUUGGCUGCGGCCUUGAAGGUGAAAGAGACAUCAGGGAACAUGCUUUCUUCAGGAGAAUUGACUGGGAGAAGCUGGAAAACAGAGAGAUUCAGCCACCUUUCAAGCCUAAAGUGUGUGGCAAAGGUGCUGAGAACUUCGAUAAAUUCUUCACGCGAGGACAGCCAGUGUUAACCCCUCCGGAUCAGCUGGUCAUCGCUAACAUAGACCAAACGGAUUUCGAAGGAUUCUCUUAUGUCAACCCCCAGUUUGUACACCCCCUUUUACAAAAUGUAGCAUGAAACAGCAACAUAGGAACAAAUUGCACAAUGGGGAACGGUCCUUAACCCUAGAAUUUUUAGGCCUUUGCCUUGUUGAUUCCGUUUGGGCCUGAAAAUUGUGGGGUUAGGAAGCCUAAGAUGGGGGAAAGGCCACUAAUUCAGGAUUUCGGCUUUGCAACUGAGAUGUUGUGUUAACGGGAGAUAAAGUAGUAUACAGUGCCCAGUUAUUCUGCUAGAAGUCACCACUGACUCGUCUAAAGUUUACCCUUUUUUGGUACGUUAUGUAUUUUUGUAACUUCCACUAUCCUUUUACUCCCUUUUCCACUCUACUAUGUUAGAAAUAAUAUAACAUUGAUCUAAAAAAAAAACCCCACCACCUUGAAUAUUUAGUCCUUAAACACGGAUGCCGUGAGAUAGGAGCGCGGGGCCCGGAGGGAGCGCUGCUCCUCCCGGUCUUCCCGGGGACUUCGAGAGAGCAAGAGCACAAGCGACCGCAGCGGAGGCGUCACUGGUGAGGAGAGGGCAUUGCGAAAAAGCGCUGGAAGUAGCUGCUUAAAAAUACGACAGGAACAAGCCCGUGGGUGGAGGUGGCGGUGAGGGGGAAAAAAAUCAAGGUAGCCCCUGAGGCAACACCUAAUCCUGUAAGCAACACCAAAUUUAAACUAACUUCAGCAGUGGCCAGAUCACUAGGAUCUUUGCUAAGUAGCACAUGAUAAACUCAAGGGUGAAAUUUUGUCUUUAAUAAUAAUAAUAGUAAUAAUUAUAAUAAUAUUUUUGUGAAUUUUAAUCUCCAUGAGAUUAUUCUGUGAUCCAGGGUGCCAUUGUUUGUUCAGUUAAUUUAAUUUACACCACUCCUCAAGUUUACUGUUAACCAGUUCUACUAAUACCAAUAUUUUACUAUGAAAUUUGUUAACCUGGAAUGUAAAACAAAACUGUAAACUCUUAAAUCUUAUUUACAUGGUUUUAUUUAUAGGCUGCAAAUAUAGGGCAGCAAACAAAAGAAGGCAUUAUAUAUAGCAAAUUAACAAAAAAUGCAGCCCCAAGUGACUUCCUGAUUUCUCCAGAAUAACUCAUGAAAAUCAGGUGAGAAUUAGUCCUAAAAUAAUCAAUUUUAAUUUAGAACACUUGGGGCUGUUGAAUAAUGAAGCCUGAAAGAAGAAGCACCUAACAGUUGUUUUACUGAUAGAAGGGAAUUUAAUACAUUUUACAUAUGCUUCAUGCAAUGAAUUUUGCAUGUUUAGUAAUAACUCUUAAUAAUAAGGGUUAAUAAUAAGCAGAUCUAUAUUAUUGACAUAAUCGUAUCAAGCAUAAAGAGUAUUAUAAAAAUUUUAUAAAACAAAUUGUGCUUUAUUUGUGAAAGUUCUUGUUCUGAAUGAUAUUAUUAUUUAGUUUAGCUAAAUGUUUUAUUGCUAUUGUUUUGGUUUUUAUUUUAGUUUUUGGAUAUUGUUAAUGGCUUAUGGUAUAAUCUGGUUUUUUUAACUGUAGAUCUACUUUUAAACAAUAAUUGCUACCUGCAGGUUUUAUACAAGUUUCAAUUAGGCUAUCAUUUCACAUCUGCUUAUUGCUUACAGAGAAGGAAAUAGACUUUAUUUGCAAUGACGAACCCUGUAAUCAACGCAGUCUUCUCCUCUCCUAUCACUUUUAAAAAGUUUGAUACUUCCUCUUACAACUUACCAGAAGAUACUAAUUCAAAUACCAGUAAAUAUUUUUGUGCAUAUUUUGGUUUUGUUACAGCAUGUAAAAUAGUAGUCAGUGCAUUUUCCUUUUCUUUCCCUUCUGCCUUGUUAAUGUUAGCGGCCACGGGCACUUCUUGUCUGUCCAAUGUGCAUGGCAAUGCCAGAAGCAUGACGUCUCUGUUGCUGCAUGCAGACUGAUUGCAGUCUUUCCAGCAUGUAAACAUAUUCCAAGUAAGAUAUUUGCCAUAAAAGACUUAAAUUUGUACUAGAAUCUGUAACCAGGGGGGAGGGGCUACUUUCUAAACACCUUUUGUUAUAAUAAAACAUCGAACCUGUGCCAAAGAUUCUGUUAGGAAGGUCCCAUCCUGCGAAGUCGCGGUCACGCGAGCGGUGCUGGCUCACGGGAGCGACCGCCGUGGCCGCGGGGGGACUGCCUUUGGGUGCUCACGGCGGCCGUGCAGCGCUUUCGCACCUGCAGCGCCCUCAGAAGCCAUAUUUUUGGUGCAUAGGACCUGUGAUUUGCAACACUCCAGAGGUUUGACUUUCACCCAGCGAUAGUCCUGUUGCAGCCACGGCUCUGCGUCAGGAGCAUCUCCGUGGGUCAGAGUGAUCCGAUUUUAGUGCAGGUUCGUAGGAAUAAAACAGACCGUUCUAGGGCAUGAGAAAAACACAAUUGCUUAUAAGGCGUGUUUACCAACAAGCAAGUACUCAUAUUGUUGCCUAAAUAAACAACUCAAAAUUUUUUAAAAAAUUUUAGGGGUAAAAUUUUUAAAAAGUCUGUGUCAAAUAUCAGCCAAGUCUGGGAGUUACUUUUCUUGUUUGUAUAUUAUAUACCUUUAAAGUUGUGGGUAUUCACCAUAAAGCAUGUGGACGUGUACAGCAUUUCAUGACUUUUUACCUUUUUCUAAAUAUUACUAGCCUGCCAUAGUUUAGGAAUAUCAGGGUAUCAUACUAUAGGAUAUAAUAGAUUCUACAGAUUACUUAGGCUCAGAUUUUUAAUAAAUAAGGGGCUCUCAAGUUAGUAAGUAAAUCUUAAAGGCAUUAUAUGUGUUUUAAGAAUGUGAAGUGGAGACUUUUGAAAAGGAAAAUGCAGGGAGAAACAGCAGAGCACGAGUUUCAGAAGUAAGUCUGGGGUAGAGCUAAACCAAUCCUGAAGGAAGCAGGAGAGAAAGCGGGCAGGUGGCACGAGCCCUUCUGGUUCUGAUGAUGAGAUAGGAAUUGUAAAGCAAAGUCCAGUUCUAGGUGGUUGGUGUUGACGCACCUGGAACAGGCUGUACUGUUCAUACUGGCGCGUAACGUUAAAGAGCUGGUCUGACGUCUGAACAGAGCUGCUCGUUCUGUGGCUACUUCUCACAAUUAGCUCUUCGGCACUUGUGUUUGUUCUGCGGGUUUUCUAAGGUCGAGGCAGGAAUCGCUCUUUAAUAUUGUUACCUCAAAUUCCUGUGCUUGGGACAUCUCAUGUCUUCUUCUGUAGGUGUGUGUAAGGCUUACUAAAAGGUACUGUGAACUCAUUGAUCCUGCAAGAACAAGACAAGAUUGCAUAAAGCAGGUCAAAUGGGAGUGAAUAUUUGCGUUACUCUUUGCCUAACGCACUAGCUUGCAUGUGACCGCUGCCACUUGGACCAGCCCUUUAAAGAGAAUUCAGAAGUGCACUGGUGGUUUGUUUAUCGCGCAGAAAUGUAUAGUAGCAAGUAAAUCCUUAAGUAUCCAGCAAGCAUGUUCGUAAUUUUGUAAUACAGAAGUUACCUAUAUAAGAUUUUUCACAGAUCUGGCUUUCUAGAGAACAUUUCUUAACAGAGAAGGAGGCAUUGGAACUGCUUUUCUUUCAGUUAUGUUCAAUAGCAACAGUAAUCCUAACACCCACAGUUUUACAAAGAUUGCUAAAAGUAAAAUUGAAAAUUAUUUUGCACUGAAGCUGGGAUGAAAGUUUAGGGAACUGUGUUGUACCAUCCCACAUACGCUCAAGUCUGAAGUGCUUUUGGCUCAUGAGUGCACUCCCUUCCCUUCCAAAGCAGAACCAAGCACCUGGCACCUCUGCAGCUAUCGGGAUGCAGAGAUGAUGCUCAAAAAUUUUAGGUGUCAGUGCAUUUGUACUAACUGACUUGGGGGGAAACAAACACUCAAGAGGACUUAAACAGUUUGCUAAAAGUUUAGAUUUAGGAUUUGAAUUGUUUAGAAAAAGUUUUGUAUUCAUAUAGCUAACCUAAGAUCUUGUGGAAUUAAACAGUGUUCUGGUUUCCCUCAAAUUUUAAAAACAACCCCCCCAAACCCUUCUCAAUACUGCUUUUCUUUUAAGCUACUUGCUGUGUUGUUUUUAAGAUACAAGUGAUGUGUCAUUUCAUGAUUUGUUAGAAACUCCUCUCACUUUGUAGAGAGAAAGCUCUUCUGUUUCCCAGGCUGAAAUAAAAGGACAGCUGCGUUACAAAGUGAGCUGUGCAAUCCAUAAUUUCUUUCCUUUCUUUUAAUGGAGUGGGUCUGUUUCCUGCAAAGGACACAUAUAAGGACAGUUAAAAGGACACUUACAACUUCCCCACCGUUUUCAUGGAUUAAAUGAGACUUAACUGGUUCCUAGGCACAAUGAUUCAUUAUCAGGGCACAAUUUUGGGAGCGUUUAUCCCCGCUCGGGUCGCCACAGCGGGCCGUGGGAGCUGGGAAGCGAGCAGGGGUUACAGUGCAGCCCGUUACCUGCUGCCUAGUCUCGUUGCUCUAAACGAGGAUUGCACGUGCAUGAGGAGCAGAGAGUACAUUCCUAUAACAAAAUACUCCAACUUAACCCAAUUUGGAGGAGAAAUGCAAUUUUGCUUUCUGGUCCUUCAUACUUUACUGAAGUAUAAUUGAAUUUUCUUUUGCAAUCUCAAAGUUGUUCUGGAAAUCAGCUGUUAGUUUAAAAGAAACUCAUCGUGUAUAAAAGUUGCCUUUGCAAUCUGUCCUGUCUUUCAGGGUGAAUUCAACUGCAUAACGCUGAGCUCUUGUAAAAUUAACAAGGGCAAGCAAGAGAGGAACUUGUUUUCUCGCAGCAAAAAUAGCGUGUCCAAGGUGCAGGAUUGAACUACACCGCUUGCAAUAUGUAUUUUCUCAUUCAGUGCAUCCAGGUGUAAUCCCAGUUAAAUGUAGGAGAUGCACACAGUGAGCAGAGGAAGAAGAUCCUCCUUAUUAAACAAAAUCAUUGGAAAAACGAAUAGUAAGUCUUUGAUAUUAGUAGAAGGAAUACUUACAGUGUUGCGUUUACAGUAGGCUUUCUGAGCUGCCACAGAACUCCUGGAAACAUUUAAUGUGAUUUUGAGUUCUUUUAGUCAUUAGCAUAAAUUAUUGUCCGUAGGUUUUGUUUCUUUAUAAGUCUGAGUGUCAGCUGUAGGAAAUGUGUUAUCUGUGUGCUGUUCCAUAGGCAGACACUGAGCUACAAAGUAGUAAAAGAAGUAUAAAAGCUAAAGCACUUUUUUCCUCAGCGCCAUACUCUUAGAUGUGAUCUGAAAUAGUUAAAUGAAGGGUUAAAUAAGAACUGACUCCAUAAACAUGUAUGAUUUCAUACCAACCAAUAACUGUGCCAGUAAUGAUCGGUAAUUAAAUAGCCUUAUAAUGAAUAAUAAGCAUGCACUAAAGCCCUCCUGUGCAUAGGAAAACCCUGCGAGAGAGGGAGGGUUGCUCCAGCGCUCGGAGCACAGGCCUGGGAGCGGACAGUGCGGGCUCGGAUCCCAGACUUGCCACUGACGCCCUCAGUGGCCCUGGGCAAGUUACUUAAUCUCUCUGCCUCAGUUACCUCAUCUGUAAAAUGGGGAUAAUAAUACUUACUUACCUACUUACCUCACAAGGAGGUGUGAGGACUUCUUAGUUAAUGUUUCUAAUGCACUUUUAACCUGAAAAGUGUUGUGUAAGUAUUAUUAUAAUUUUUAAUAUUAAAUCAGCUUAUUCAACUCACAUGGUGUUACUGGAUAUACCAUGGUAUUUCUACUUUUUUAUAUAACUUUAGUAAUUCUACUGAAACCAUUUAAACCAUUCUUACAGAAUCUGGAGUACAGCUUAGCUUUUGAUAACUGGAGCCAGGUCGCAGUGUGAAGUGGUGCUUGCUGAUUGUGUAGAGGUCAGAUGCUCUUACCUCUUUUCCAAUUACUGAGAUUUCUAUGUGCAAUUAAGGAACUCCAUGUAAAUGGAAGUCUUAGCAGAAUUGAUUCUUGUAGGGUGUGAUUCCCUAUAGCUAAACAAAGUCAAUACAGCUGUUUUUUAGUAAUGUUUAUACUGACUUCUUUUAAAGGACAAGUGAUAUUCUUUAUGCAGCUGGUCCAUCCAUGACAAUUUUAUUCAGUGGAUAGUUUUCUCUUAUUCCUGUGUCAUUUAUCUUCAUCUUUUCUUUUGCUUAUGUGUGACACCGUAAUUCAAGUGUAACAGAAAAUCACCAUAGAAGCUAUGUUUUUUUCUUCUGUUGAUGUUGGUUGACCAAAAAAAUCAACAGACUAUUAAUAAUUUUAAACAGUGAAGUGCAGGAAGAGUAAUAAUAAUAAAAACCGAGAAUUGGCCCUAACCUGCUUCCAUUGCAGUUACAGUACUGGAUCGCCAGCUGGUUUUAACAGGGAAGCCUCGCUGACUUGCUGGUAGUAAGUCGAGCUGUCAGAGAGCAGCACCGUGCUGCAGCUACCAAACAUGGGCCCUUCUGCUGCUGGCUGCGGUCCGCAUCCGCGCAGGCUGGGGAUGGGAGCCGUCUGCAGACCCUGUUUCCAAUGGAAGCAGAUCUGGCCAAGCAUCUGUUCCUUCCUGCAGGAUAUAUUGGAAAAUCUGCAGCGAAUGUUACGUUCUUUUUAUAGUCAUACAUAGGUGAAAGAAACAUUUUAAUAAAAAGUAAAAUUAGGGUUGAUCUUUAUCAACCUCUUCCUAAGAACUGGUUGAAUCAGUGCACCAGUUACUCAGAGGCAAUAUUACUUACUUCAGUUAGGUGAUGGCUCAGUCCUUCCAGAGGCGGGAGCGCUCUGGUCUUGGCCUUUGAAGGAAUUCAGUGGAACCGCUGAACGCUUCGGGCUCGUAUGUGCUUGACUGCUUCACUGAACCAAGCCUGGGGGUGCCGGCGUCUGGCAGCACUAAGCCUAUAAGCCCCAGUGCAGCAAAAUACUAAGUAUGUGCCUGAGUCCAUUCCCGUUUAGCAAAGCAUGUAAGUUUGUCUUACCUUUAAGCAGCACCACCUCAAAUCCCACAGAGGUCAAGGGAACUUGCUGACUUGGGGCAGAAACACACACUCUUGCCAUGAUGGUACAGACUGAAUCUGUGGAUUAUUCCCCACAAAGCAUUUCAUUUAGUCUUUCAAGUACUAUUAAUGCAAGAAAAAUAAUUUUAACAAAAUGAAGUACUCUGUUGCCUCUCUUAAAAAGUUUUAGUGCAAUUCCCAAAAUGUGAUUUUGCAAGAUAAUACAGAAUACACCUGAAACAUUUAAAAUUGUUGUAUGUUAUGUUAGUUUUAUCUUUUCUCAAACAAGGAGUAAUACCACCUUGAACUCGUUCAUACUUUUGAAUAUGAUUUUAAGACUUCAGUUUUGUAUUUAUGAAGAGGAGAACAUUAUUUUCUUAUCAUUUAUCUGCAAGAUGCUACCAGAAAAUGUGGAAAGGCCAUUCACUUUUCAAAAAACCAUUGGAAAUACAGCGGGCAAGACUGAUGUAUAAAUUACUGCAUUGGUUUUUUUCUUAAUUCUCAAUAUCUUCAAUCUCUGUUUGCAUGAAAUGCUUUUGUUAAAUAUUAAUUGUAGUUUCCAAGCAAGUGUGUAUGAAUAAAAACACUGAUCAUUA